Messenger RNA from Paramecium pentaurelia, 915 nucleotides. NCBI's taxonomy places the organism in Eukaryota, Ciliophora, Oligohymenophorea, Peniculida, Parameciidae. The record is from the annotation of a GenBank genome assembly.
UAUGUCAGCUUCUAAAUUGAUGUACUCUUCUCCUGGACCUAAGAGUUAAUCUGCUGUUUCAUAUGCAGGUGGUGAUAGAGAUAGGGCACUUUCUCCAAGCAGAGCUAAGAUCUCAUAAUUAACUGAAAAACUCUCUAACCUAUAACAUUCUAUUAAUGAAGACUAAGCAGUAUUUUCUUAUAUCUAUCAUUUUUAUUUAGUUCAAGAAAGAAACAUUUGAGUAAAAAGUCAAAAUCUUAGAGGAUAAAGUUACUAAAUAAUAAUAGAGUGAUGAAUCAAAAUUCAAGUUACUGAAGGAAUAAUUAUCAAAGGUAGAGGAAGGGGCAUAAAAUGAAAAAAUAAUUAGAGAGGUAUAUUUAAAAUAGAUAAUCAAUAGAGUGGUGAUGAGAAAUUAAGAACAAAGGAUUUAAAGGGAUUAGAGGCUUAUUUAAGCAAAGAAUUACAAGGAGAGAAAGUUAAUAGAAAAGAAUAUGAAUAAAAGAUCAUUAAAAAUACUGAUGAUAGAGUCUAUAGUUUAAGAUUGGAUCUAGCUAGAUAAAAGAAAUAUAGAGAAGAAACAGAAGAAAAGAAUGCUUAAGAAAUAGGCGAUCGAGUUUUAUAAUUAUAAGAAGAAGUUGAAGAAGAGAGAAGAUAGAGGUAUAUAAAUUAAUAUAUAUAUAAUUUAGAGAAGAAUAGAAUUAAUAAACUAUCAAGAGAUUAGGUGAUUCAAUAUUGAAAUUAUAAGAAAUCUUAACAACUGAAAAAAAAUAGAGAGAAAUUGCUUAAGCUUAGAUGUUUAGAAUGUUAGAUGAGAUGAAUGGAUAUUUGAAUAGUGAAUUAAAUGCUGAAAAAAAUGAGAGGGAAGCUACUGAAGAAACUAUCAUAAAUCUUAUUGAUUAAACUUGUAAUAGAGUGGAGAAUUCAUUAAGAAAAUGA